UUUCCUUGAAAAAUCGUGCCUCCACUUGCCAAUGUCCCCAUUAUAUUGGGAUGUUCCUUUCUUACAUAUGGAUAAGGCAACAUUUGCGAAAAAUAAACGGGCAUGGACAGAUGAUGCAGACGUAAUGGAUCUUAGCGUCAAACGAUCGAAAAGGGCGGUUACUUCACCUUCCGAUGAUCUUGCGAAUUUAUCGAUCAACCCGACAUCCGAAGUGGAUGACGAAGGAGUUUCUUUGUCCUCUGCAAGCACACCACUUGGAGCAUCCAACCAUUGUACUUCCCCUUCAUUUGCAUUGAAACCCGUGGUUAUAUCCACCCGAACAUCCAAUCCACCAAUUGAAAACCAGCAAUACCAACAGAUUAACCAAAUACUGCACCAGGUACAUGUGUCACGACAUGGAGAUCCUGAAGUCCGCGAACGCUGGUGGGAAGAUCGACCAGAUACCGACAUGGAAGAUGUGCAGGAACAUGGAUAUCAUUACGAUUCCAUGAAUGCCUUGCUACGGCAAGUUUUCCUUCAACGCCAUGCUCACAGCUCGCCAUCCAGUAGUACCCCUCAUUCCCCUUCAUGAUCCUUUUUUCGUUUUUCCCAUGCUGCUCAUCAUCAUAACUCAUUUGCCAUAUCCAAUUGAUUGCUUCGCUCUCGACAUACCACUGUACUCUAGCAUUCUUACAUAUUUCCUCCAUUAUUCUCAAUACAUAUGAUUGGCUGCGCCAGAAUAUAGAAAUGCUUCCACUUGUUUGUGAAGCCCAUAAUAUCACAGGCGUAAUCCUUUGCG
This is a messenger RNA of Radiomyces spectabilis, 778 nucleotides long. RefSeq lists its product as uncharacterized. The transcript has a single exon. The record is from RefSeq and is a predicted model, not a curated record. The coding region runs from base 32 to 571 and encodes 179 amino acids. Lineage: Eukaryota; Fungi; Mucoromycota; Mucoromycetes; Mucorales; Radiomycetaceae.